This is a messenger RNA of Lontra canadensis (Northern American river otter), 873 nucleotides long. RefSeq lists its product as uncharacterized. NCBI's taxonomy places the organism in Eukaryota, Metazoa, Chordata, Mammalia, Carnivora, Mustelidae. The record is from RefSeq and is a predicted model, not a curated record.
AGGAGGAUGCAGGCGAAACAGGUGAGGCCCACCCUGUGGGAUGCAGUAGAAGAGGCCCGGGCCCGCCGGGCUGGCCUGAAGAGCCUGCGUUCAGGCCUCCUCGGAGACAACCUGACAGAUAGUGGGCUCAGCCAGUUGAGCAGGGCAUUGCGAGAAUUGCAGGUAGUAAAAGCCUGGAGCCGGCGCCCAGGGAGCCAGAUGCUCAAAAGGGUAAAAGCUGAGGCUGUGAGGCUCCCAGAACUACAGGUCAGAGAUUUAACAGCAAGCCAAAGCCCAGGAUUCCAGGGAGAGCCCAAAGUGGUAGGAAUAACAGCAUCUCUAGGACUUGGACUCCACCAAAAUCAUCCUCUUAGGGACUCUGAGGAACAGGUCCCAGAUGUGGCCUUGCAGUUCUUCUUGGCCCAGGCCCGGAGGAAGAGACUGCACGAACAGCACCAAAUAUGGAUCCAAGAGGAACUGAAGCGUUUGGGACAGGAGGAGGUGGUGGCAGGUGACCAGGUCAAAGCCCUGGUGGUUGGAAAGGAGGCCUCCAAGGAGAGGCAGAGAUGGCUCCGGGAGCAGACGAUGCUGAGACUGCGGCUGGAGGCCCUUCAAGCAGAGCAGGACACUUCGGAGCAGGACCUCACAGCCCUCUAUGACCUGCACGUGCAGGCUGCCCGAGCUCAGACACGCCACAUGCUGCAGGUAUUCCGAGCCUGGCGAAGGCUGUGGGAGGAGCAGGCCAUGACCACAGAGCAUCACCACCGCAGCCUACUGGCUGGUGUCCUACACAUCAACCUGGCCACGCAGAACCAGGAGCUCCAAGCCCAGAACCAGCAGCUUCAGCAGGGAGUAGAUUAGGCUGAGGCCAAUCGUUGGCAGAUUGAUGCCCUG